UUUAUGAAUUCAGUGUAAUAGAAAAUAUUGCAUGUGUCAGUGUAAUAGAAGUUAUUGCACGCGUCAGUUUUUUGUCAGUCAGUGCAUGAUCUUCACGGAUAUUAAUCCGCUUUUUUUAAAAGUAGUUUUCAUUACUGGAUAAUGUUUCAUAUAGAAACGAUGAUUUCUCGAAACAAGAUGAUAAUUUUUAUCUUAUUUUGCUACGUAACAGUAACGAGCCAACACGUUCUAGAUAAUAUCGCACUCAACAAGCCAGCGUACCAGACAGAUACAGCUUUCGGCACAACUGCCCAGUUGGCUGUCGAUGGUGGUAUCUCAAAGAGUUUUAAGAAUGGAUCAUGCACGCAUACAGCCGCUACCGUGAAUGCAUUCUGGGAGGUUGAUUUGGGCAAAGAUUUUUUUAUUGAUCACGUGACUAUAUAUAAUCGUGACGAUUGUUGCCUUGAGCGGUUAAGACAUGUUGAGCUAUACAUCGGUUCAAAGACACAGACAUACAAAAAGUACGGUUUCCAUGAGGGAGUUAUGGGACUUGUGUAUACGUUUGAAUUAGAACACACCGUGUUUGGGCGCUGGGUACGCAUUACUAGGAGUCCUUCUGUGACAGACAAGUUAACCUUAUGCGAGGUCCAAGUGUUUGGAUAUGAAAAUUCACAAUAUUUUUCUUUCGUGCCAAUCGCGUUGGGGAAUGGAGCUCAAACAAGAGUACAGGGUUUGACACCAAUACAGUGUGCUUACUUAUGUUAUAAAACAAAUGGAUGCGACAAAGCUAGUUUUCAACACGAUGAAAAUAUGUGUGUCUACAACUAAUGAAAAUUGUUAAAGAAUCAAUCUUCAUAUUUACGUGCACAAUGAGAACAUUGGUUGUUAACUCGAGUAACACGGAUUUUGACUUCAGAUGUGUUACUUUUCUUGAACAUUUACGAAAAUAUAAAGAUAACCCAACCUGCAUCCCAUGGGUAGUCAUUCCAUUGUAUUAACAACUUUUUUAAUGAUAUGCUUUAUUUUUUAAUGCAAUGUUAUGAUAAAAAGAAACAACAAUUUUUUUUGUUUAUAAAUAUCAAAAUAGAGAUAACCCGCAUUAAUAAGAAACACAUUUCAUAUAAUUGAUGUACUUAUUAAGAUCUGUAUUAUAUGUAUUCUCGGACUGUUUUUAUUAUUUUUUUAUUAUUAUUCUACCAGUGGGUAUGCCUCAUUGUGUAUUUGUAUUAAUGUUUGCCACAUUUUGUCAUGUAAUGAGUGGAAAUAAACGACUGCUGUCAUCACGAGUAUAACAAUUCGUGCUUGAUGUGAAGGAUUGCAGGAGAAAACUCCUUUUUCAGAAGAUACAUAGCACUGAGUUUAAAUGGAAGGAAUAUAGUAUUGUGAUUUUUAUAAAUUGUAAAUUUCUUUGAAAAAGUUUGACAAAUAGAGGAGGUAAGCAACACAACAGUACCAACAACGAAAAAAGAAAGAAAAGCAUAUAGACUGGGGUUUCUUAAAUUGUAAAAUAUAACAACCAUUCUGUCUGUGUCACAAUACUUUUU
Ruditapes philippinarum (Manila clam) is the source of this 1523-nucleotide messenger RNA. Its product is annotated as fucolectin-like. The record is from RefSeq and is a predicted model, not a curated record. NCBI's taxonomy places the organism in Eukaryota, Metazoa, Mollusca, Bivalvia, Venerida, Veneridae. The transcript is spliced from 4 exons. The coding region runs from base 142 to 807 and encodes 221 amino acids.